This is a messenger RNA of Aspergillus affinis, 1431 nucleotides long. RefSeq lists its product as uncharacterized. The transcript has 3 exons. The record is from RefSeq and is a predicted model, not a curated record. Bases 1 to 1431 code for a protein of 476 amino acids. Lineage: Eukaryota; Fungi; Ascomycota; Eurotiomycetes; Eurotiales; Aspergillaceae.
AUGAGCGCUCAGAAAUUCCUCACCGACGUCGAAACCGGCGUGGUGCCUGUCAAUAGCCAUGAUCAAGUGCUACGGAUAGCAUUUAUUCAUAUGGAUGAGGUGCUGUGGACUGGUAUGGGUGUAUUUGAUGUUAUCGAGAAACUGCACGCGCACAGAUGGUCAUUCGGCGAGGGCGAGUUGAGGUUCAAUCGCACCCUGGAUCUAUUCUAUCUAGCCCAGAUCGCAGCAGGCAUCUACCGCUCCUCCGACCAAAUCGAAGGCAUCUUCCCCUCCGUUGAUGGAUUUGAUACUUUCUACACUGAGCACCACGCGCUCCUGCAUCCCUCCGCCUGGCGCGCCUAUUAUUCGGAGCCAUUCUUAAAACAGAACAUCACAGCCCGCUUCUACCGCCUUCCUGACCUCCAAGAUCUACCGGACUCAGACAACCCGCUGGACCUGCCGAUUCGCAAGCAAUCUCACGUCGGCGGUGGCCCACAUGCCACGAAACUCCCCCGCUGGGCCUAUAAUGUCGCAUGUACAUACCUUAGACAACCCCUACUUCCACUCGUGACUCUUACCGAUAUAGCCCUCAGCACGCUCGAAGCAACCAUUAACCGCCUACGUAAGGCGCACCCGAGCGUGCGGCCCUACUCAGAGACGCAAGCGCGCUUCUGGCUGGAGUAUAUGGGGGCCCGUUACUUUGGCGCACGGACCAGAUCCGAGGCGCCGUCCCCAACAAGGUGGAAUGAGAACUGCUUCGGGAUACUCGUGGCGCAGGGGUCAUAUGAUGUCUGGGAACAGAAUGGGGUUGUUGAGCCGGAUGUGAAGGAUGGUAUGUGGAAGAGCGAGGUGAUGUGGUGUGGGUGGCCAGAUAGCGGGAUUGGGGCGUUUGCGUGGUGGAGUGGAUGGGAUGGGGAGCUUGGCAGUGAUGAAAAGAUAGAGUUUUUGGCUGCUGUUGCAGUAGAGGAAACAGUAGGUGUGGAACUAGAUAAGUUGGACCUUGCAGUGCGGUCACAUAUAUUACUUGGGGUGAUGCGGGCUGCAGUGAAAACAGGGCUGGAAAGGGAAGAUCUUCUUCAGGAGCUGGAGACGGGGAUGGUGCAGAGUGGUCGGAUUAAGGAGGAAAGGGCCGGAUUGUGGCUGAGGGAGGCCUUGGGGGUCAUGGAGCCAUAUGUGAGGAUAUGGGAGGGGGUGUGGCCUGAUGCAGAGGAGAGGGGAAAGAUGCUACGGCGGAUCUUGGUGGAGAAUGGGCAUCUUUUUGCAAGAUGGAAGGCUUCGCCGCAUUUGAAAGAGUUUAGUUUUGUGCUGGGUCCGCCGGUGGAGGGGUGGCAGGUUGCUAGAGCGAGGUUGUCUAUUCUAUUAUGCCUACGGCGCAGGAUUCCUGGUAUAUCAGGUUUGAUUAGGGCUGCGGAUGAGCGGUUUGAGGUAAUCGAGCUAACGUGGAAGGGGUGA